AUGUCUUUCAUCCCAGAACAAUCGAAUGUCUCUAUUCUGAGCAAAAACGAGAAAAAAGCCAAGGAAUUGAUCUCCAAGCUGGGUUUGAAGGCGCUGCCAGGCAUUUCCAGAGUUACUUUCAGAAAGAAGGACAACCAGAUCAUUGCAAUUGACAACCCAGAGGUGUACAGAACUGCCGGAGGCAACUACGUUGUCUUCGGCGAGCCAAAGGUCGACAACUUCACCCAGAAGCUCGCUGCAGCCCAGCAGCAGGCCCAGGCUUCCGGCAUCGUGCCAGCUGGCGAAGACAAGUCGCCAGAGGCUAUCCAGGCUGACAUGCAGGCUGCCGCCGAGGCGCCAGCCGGCGAGGCUUCCAAGGCCGAAGAGGCCGAGGACUUGGACGCCGGCGACAUCCCAGCCGAAGACAUCGACUUGGUCGUCGAGCAAGCCAACGUGUCCAAGGGCCAAGCCAUCAAGGCUCUGAAGGAACACAAGGGGGACAUUGUGAAUGCCAUCAUGUCGUUGUCCAAGUAG
Messenger RNA from Torulaspora globosa, 513 nucleotides. RefSeq names its product Egd2p (gene EGD2). NCBI's taxonomy places the organism in Eukaryota, Fungi, Ascomycota, Saccharomycetes, Saccharomycetales, Saccharomycetaceae. Gene Ontology annotation, biological process: protein targeting to membrane. The record is from RefSeq and is a predicted model, not a curated record. The coding region runs from base 1 to 513 and encodes 170 amino acids. Gene Ontology annotation, cellular component: cytoplasm; nascent polypeptide-associated complex. The transcript has a single exon.